AAGGAAGAAAAAAAAUAAUGUUAUCUUUAAAAUAGAAUUUUAAAUAAUCGUUGAAUAAUAAUAAUUAGUGAACGUAAACGAAUAAAUAUAACAGAUUAUAUUAAUAUAUACGUAUAUAAAUUAAAUCAGUGUACAAAAUAAAAGUUAUGCAUGCUAAUAGGUAAAAGUCUGGUAUCGGUGAUUACUCCUAGAAACGAAAAAGAAAAAAAAGUAUCCAUACACAACAGAAGCAAGCAAACAAAGAACGUAAAAACAUGAAUUUGAGUAAACAGUUUUGAGAAAACUUUUUUGAGCUGCAAAAAUGUUCAGUUCCUUGAGACUGGCAAGUAUGCGCUCGCACAAGAGUCGAGCGAGACCAGGAAGUGUAGCUACUUCGGCGAGCUCUGAUUCCGCCCGACCAGAUGAAAUUUGCCAGCAGCAAUUUUAUCCAAAUAAUUUUUUGGCUCUAGACGAGGGAGAGGGAUCCAGUCCUUCUAGCGUUUCCUCAAAGGUAGCUCAGGUCAGAGUCGAAAGGGAGGGAGGAAGCCUCGGCGUUACACUUAGAGGUGGAGUCGCCAGAGCCCUAGUUGUGACCGGAGUUAGAGCAGACGGCCCUGCAGCUAGAGAGGGACGAGUCAGACCCGGCGAUCGACUGCUGGCAGUCGACGAGACUGAACUGCGAGGCCUCACAUUGGCAGAGGCGCAAAGAGCUCUCAGAAGAAGCUCCGAUGCUCUCGUAGCUUCCCUGACCAUCGAGUAUGAUGUUGCAAAUAUGGAAGAGGCUCGUGCAGCUACGUCGGGGCCACUUUUGGUUCAAUUAGAGCGUGGAUUUUCAGGAGAACUAGGACUGACUGUCAGAGAGACACCGAACGGAGUUUGCAUCGAGAGUCUUCGACCAGCCAGUACUGCCGAUAGAUGCGGAGCGCUUCAGCCAGGUGAUCGGCUCUUGGCAGUGGAUGAAAUGCCUGUACAAGACGCGGUGACUGCGGCAAAGUUACUCCGCAAUGUUUCGGACAAUUGUCGGAUAGCUAGAUUGCAAAUUUUACCCAGACCUCCGAGUGCCUCGUCCAGGACAGUUAAAAGGAGGGCUCAACCCCAGGCUCAGCAAAAUUCUACGCAAACAUUGUACACUAAGGAAAGUCUGACUGUGGUCCUGAGACCCGAUCACAGAGGUCUUGGCUUAUCAUUGAGGCCCUCGGAGGACCGUUUAUCGUAUGUAAUCGACCUGCUGGAAGCUGGUGGCCCAGCUGAGAGAAGCGGGGUUCUCCUUCCUGGGGACAAGGUUCUCGCCAUUAAUAGAAGAAUGCUGAGAGAUUUACAACCAGCAGAAGUUGCAGCGCUCUUAGAAGCCUCUCAAGUGGAGUUGGUGACAGAGUACAAAGUUGGAGGGGCGGUAGUCCCCAGCUCUGGUGUGUUCACAGUAAGGGUAGCGAGACCGCUCGGUGGGCAACCUGACCUAGGGCUGACGGUAAAUGAAGAUUUAGCCAUCGCUGAAGUUCGUCGAGGCUCUUUAGCACACCGAACUGGAAGUCUGGCACCUGGAGAUCGACUGUUGGCUAUCGAUGGUCAGAAACUGAAUUCGGGAGAUCUUCGGCAAGCUGCUCAACUCCUACAUAGGCCUGGGAGCUCGGUUGUAGCUCUUACAAUAAGAAAGCCAGAUAUGGUCACGGAUGCAAGGGAAUCGAAUACAGGAAACGAUACUAUGCAGCCACAGUAUUCGGGAGGCAAUUUAAGAUCUGCUAGGGAGAGUCUUCCGAGUGUAGAUAGUGCUGUAGACUCUUGGGGAGAUGCCGGUGAAGGUGUUGGCCCAGGACCAGAGCUGUUACGACUGUGGGAAACUGCAUCUGUGGAUAGUGGUCAACUCGAUUUAUCCAUGCCUCCGUACCCAGGAUCUCCUGUGCGAAAUGGUACUGACAACAGAUCGCAGCAGAUAGUUCACGUCUCUCUUCACAAGGAUCCCGUCUACGAAGAUUUUGGAUUUUCCGUAUCCGACGGAAUGUAUGAACGAGGUGUCUACAUCAACAGAUUGCGUCCUGGCGGACCUUGUGACGGUGUUUUAAAACCUUUUGAUCGAAUUUUGCGAGUUAAUGAUGCGAGCACCGAAGACUGUGACUGUUGCUUAGCUGUCCCAUUGAUCGCUGCCGCAGGUCCUAGAUUGGAUUUAACAGUAGCUCGGCCUCUGUCGCCACAGAAUAUUACAAAAACUUUAUAGAUAUAAUAUUACUAUCCCGAUUAUUAAUAUUCGUGCAAUUUAACUGAGGGAAAUGAUGGAAGGCAAUUAAUUAUGAACCAAACAAUACUCAUCUAUUUUUGUACGCGUGCGUUUAUUUAUAAAAAAUAUAUAUAUUACAGACUGUUUUGAGCUAAAAUCAACUCCUCUCUUCUGCACUCUCUCCGUCCAUACACACAAGGGUAACAUAUUCUCCCUCUUGUUCUCUCUCUCAUACAACUGUACAUUCUAUUUAAAAAUUGUCCAAUAUCAUUAGUAAACGAAAUCUUGUCUUUCGACAAUUGUCUGUAAACACUUCAUUCGUGUUUUGUCAAAUAUAAUUAUCGUAGAUAAGAUUUGUCCGUUUAAUAUCUUGUGUACCCAGCUUGAUCGCGGUACGUACUUACAACUAAAAAUAAAUAUUUUAUCCCGAAUGUAGUUCUUUUUUUAGGCACAAACUUAUGAGAAUUCUUUUGCACUAUCUAACAACCUAACAAUAGAUAAAGCUGGUGUUUAAUAUUUAAUAAGCAUUUAGCUGGAUAUUCUAUAUUAUAUAUCAAUAGAUGAAAGAAAAGUUACACUGUUAUUUCGAGUACAGUUUUGAUAAGACUGAUGAUGAAAUACUGUUCUUUUUUCUUGUUCACUGUUAAACAUUUAUUUGGCGGGCUUGAAUUUAUUUGUGCCUAGGGAAAGAUUUGAAAAAAUUCUGCAACGUUAAA
Molecule: messenger RNA, 2907 nt
Organism: Diprion similis
Lineage: Eukaryota; Metazoa; Arthropoda; Insecta; Hymenoptera; Diprionidae
Gene: Grip
Product: glutamate receptor-interacting protein 2
Exons: 5
Coding region: 302-2191 (629 amino acids)
Biological process (GO): neurotransmitter receptor transport, endosome to postsynaptic membrane
Molecular function (GO): protein binding
Source: RefSeq, a predicted model, not a curated record